AGCUAGCGCCGCGCCGCUGCGACCUAAAAGCAGCCGUAACGCUCGUGGGACCGCCUACCGAGGGGCAGCUGCGGACGCCCGCCGACGCGAGGCUCGGCAUCUAGCCGCUCCCGGGAGGACGGCACGGGCUGCCCAGCACAAGGGCAAGGCCACGAUGCGCUCCCCGCCCGGCGCCCUACCGACGAAGCCCCCGCCGACGCCCAUGGCCAAACUCCAAGAUGACAUUACCGAGAUCGACAUCCUGCUGGAAGCGUCGAAGCGCGCGCGCGAGUCCGUCGCCGACCGCGCCAAAGGCCUCUACGAAGAGCACCUCGCGACGCAGCGCAAGUUCGAUGCGGACCUGCAGCGCGAAACGCUCGCGAAGAAGCCGGGCCUGCGCGUCGACCACUCGCUGAUGUUCCACCUCGGCGGUGGUCAAGACGCCGAUACUGUACCAUCGGCGCCGGGCACCGCUCCUCAAAAGAAGAAGGAAGCCACACCGCUGCCCGAGGACGCCGUCGUGCCCCCUCCACCUAGUUACGCGACGGACCAGGAGGCGAGGGAGUGGGACGACUACUAUCGCUACUGCGCGCGCGGUGCUCUGUUCAAGGCGCUAGAUCGAGGGCGGAUGACCGAACUAGAAAUGGGAAAGGAACUAGCUAAAAUAGCCUUGGAGGCGGAGUCGUUACCGCGCUACGGCGACGACGAGGAGUACUACGACGAGACCGCUCCUCAAGUGUUGCUAGACCUCGCGCGGAUCCGCGACGUCGACUCACGAUUGGGCAAGUCCAAAACAAAGCUGUAUAAGGCUCGACGAAGUGCCUACGACGAAGUCCGACAGCGCUUGGACGCCUACGGCCCCAAGAAGAUCAAGGACCCCGGGAUGGCGCAGCGCAUGCGGGAUCUCGGUCUCAGAUUACCGACGGGACCGGCACUCGUGCAGGAAGCUUUAGAAGAGCACGCUUUGCGUAAAAAGCAGCAGAAAGGGUUGCAGCUGGCGCCGGCGCCGGCGCCCUCGGAGCAAUUCGAAGAGUACUACGAGGAGGACUUCCCGGUACUGACUCGGCGUGAAAAAUGAACUUGAACUUGAUCUGGUGGAGGCGAUGGCGUCGAUGCGGUCGCCAGAGCGCCCACGCGCCUCGUGAGGUCGUUUUGUGACGGUGUCGUUCCCACGCAGGAGACGCCCGACGUCAUGCCAGAACCCGAACUAACGGCGCAAGAAAUUGUGGAAAGGCAGACUCGAGUGGCCGGGCAAAUGCGUAGACAUAUCAAGCGCGACAAACACGUGCUGGACCCAAUGCAUCAGCUCCCGGCCGACCCGGAAGGUCUCCCGAGAGACAUGCUGUUCUCGUCGAUAGCCAAGGAACACACGGUGAGUGUGGACCUGGCCUUCCCGUCGCUGGACGCCUAUCGGAGGAGCGAGCACGACGUCGCCGCGUAUUUUGCUCCAGGCUACACGGCUCACUUGUCAGAAAUUGACAAGAUCAAACACGUGGGCGGCUUCUGGACGGGCAUCCGGGCCGAGACGCGGAGGAUGAAUUCAGAGGACGUGCCGUCGCCCGUUCCUAAGACAGAAGUGUUGGCUCCUGUCCAAGAGCCGACGCGCACGCUGCGACGCAUUCCCAUCAGAACGACGGCGUUGGAGUCGUUCAGAGAUUGUGUGGAGCACGGGGCGGCGUGCUUGUCUUCGGUCAAUCUACCAGAGGCUUCUCGCAAAGCAUUGGAGGGUCCUCGGUUUGCCCAGGCCAUCGCGACUUGUGGUGAGGCUCUAGACCUGGCUUUAGACGGUUCGGAUUCAGAUAGGUCGUUGAUAGCUGAGGCGUUGUCCCAGGUCUGCGCUUCGCAAGCUGCUCUACCUAUCUUGGACUCGGCGAGACCGCCUACGCCACCGGAGUGCGACGCCUACGCUAGGGUAGUCGCGGCAGCAGCAAGACGAGAGGAGAACUUCGCCUACCCCGCGUCCUUCGCCCAUCUCUGCGCCUUUUGCUGCGUGUGUGCUGCAUUGGAGGACGCCGCCGCGGACGAGCUAGCACAGACAAAACGCAAGAGUGAUCGAGGUGCGUUUGAAGCGGAAAGAGCCUAUAGGGAUUUGGUGCGAGCGCCCCCGCAAACGAAGGACGAGUGCCUCGACUGGAUCGACGAGCUCCACGCGUGUGGUGCCUUGUCGGAGAGCACUUGUGGCUCCAUGGCCGAAGCCAUCCCGCAGCGCAAGACUAACGUCGCUACCGUUGUCGCGUCGGCCGGUUUUGAGAGUGAUGUAGACGCUUGCGCGACGUACGAGGCCCUGCACGAGGAUGGUGUGAAACGACUCCCGCGGACGGUUGACAGGGACGACGCCGCGUUACUGCUCUAUGCUCUCAUUCUAGCCGCUCUAGACGAAGCGCGGCCCGCGUAUGAACUGCAAGAAUUAAUACGAUCAACGGCCGCCGAGGCCGGCCCGCCGUCGCUCCACAAACCCCACAAAGUAACAGAGGAUCAACCCGAGGACGAGGCCGAGGACGAGGAACCUUCUUCAGAACUACUACUCGUGAGGGCCUUCCGCAAGGCCGUGCGGGAGGCGGGCAACACCUUCGACGGGACUGAUGAAGGUUCUGUGGAUUUCGACGCGGCCUUCGCCGCACUAGCUGGAGGAGGCAUGGAGCAGAUCCCGCCGCAACUCUGCGCGCCGCUGUUGCGACCCUUCGCGACGCACUGGGGCUCAUCGGAGGGCAAAGCGCUGAGUGAGGCGCCUUUUGAUGAUGCGGCGCCGCGGAAGGUCGCCGCUUUGCUCGCGGCAUCCACCGGCGGCCAGGUCCAGGCGCGGUCUCUGGAGCUGUUUUUAGCUGAAACCGCGCCGGCGACGGCGGCCGUGCCCGAGGGCGAGGCGCCCAUCGUCGUGGGGCGGCGCCUGCGGCGGCUGCGGAACGGCGGGUUUGGGGUCGUGACCGCCACCGAGGCGCCCGGGGCGGCCGCGGGCUCGGCCUGGAUGCUCCACGGCCUCGUCUGCCCGGGGCGGGUCCGAAGUCAAGUUGCGGUGGCGUUGGACGACCUGCCGGCCGGCGCCGCCGUCGACGGCCUGCCGGACGCUCUUCUGCGGUGGGCGCGCUUCGACGACGCGGGGAUGCUGACGGGGGUCUUCGCAUAAAUCACAAUACAAA
Messenger RNA from Pelagomonas calceolata, 3116 nucleotides. Lineage: Eukaryota; Pelagophyceae; Pelagomonadales; Pelagomonadaceae. The record is from the annotation of a GenBank genome assembly.